Molecule: messenger RNA, 234 nt
Organism: Paracoccidioides brasiliensis Pb18
Exons: 2
Coding region: 1-234 (77 amino acids)
Source: RefSeq, a predicted model, not a curated record
AUGGGUCAAGUCAUCGAAGCGCCCAAGUUUCUCGAGGUUGAUCCGAAGCCUGUAUCGGCAGGACGGAAGGUGUAUGCGACUCAAAUAGCCGUUGCUAAGGCAAAGCAGUCCUCCGUCGACGACGUGAUGAACAAGACACAUGCGAUUAGGCAAUGGAUGUCCAACGUUGAAGUCGUAAAUACGGGAAAGCUUGCCGCCGUACGCGCUUAUUUUAAGCUAGGCUAUUAUAAGUAA